AUGCGUGAGAUACUCCACAUCCAGGGCGGGCAAUGCGGGAACCAGAUCGGGGCGAAGUUCUGGGAGGUUGUCUGCGCCGAGCACGGCAUCGACGCCACAGGGAGGUACAACGGUGACAGCGAUCUUCAGCUCGAGCGAGUGAACGUAUACUAUAAUGAAGCCAGUUGCGGUCGGUUCGUUCCCAGAGCAGUGCUCAUGGAUCUGGAGCCUGGAACCAUGGACAGUGUCCGGUCGGGGACAUACGGCCAAAUCUUCCGCCCGGACAACUUCGUGUUCGGGCAGUCCGGAGCCGGAAACAACUGGGCCAAGGGUCACUACACCGAAGGUGCCGAGCUUAUCGAUUCCGUUCUCGAUGUUGUGCGCAAGGAGGCGGAGAACUGCGACUGUCUCCAGGGUAAGUUCCUCUUCCUCCUCUGCCUUCGUCCCGAUGUGGUAUUUAUUGUCUGAAAUCUUCUUAGCAUUGCUCGUAUCUGUUCUUUUGCUACCAUUUACGCGUCUUCUUCUCCGUAAGCAUUUCACUGCUGUUAUUUCUUCUGUCAUAAUUAUUUAAAAAAUCUUUCUAGCAUUUUUUUCUCAAUCCCUUUUGGAUUCCUAUCGUUCACGAUGCGGCUGUUGUUGGGGAAAGCACGUUAUUUCCAUCCUUUGGUGGAUCUUUGGUUUUAUAGCUAUUAUUUCACUCUUCUGUCGAGAAGCUGUACUAUUACUAUCUCUGGGAUAUACGGCAAUGUUGUUUUUUAUACAUCCGCAAAGGAAAAAAUCGACGUAUGACGUUGAAUUCUGGCCAAUCCUACCUCAGUUUUUAUUUACUGAUGACGCAUAUCAGAGCUGGUUCUAAUGAGUUUAUUCUACGAAAAUUUGUGCAGGGUUUCAAGUCUGCCAUUCACUGGGUGGGGGUACGGGGUCCGGCAUGGGCACAUUACUGAUAUCAAAGAUCAGGGAAGAGUACCCAGAUCGGAUGAUGCUCACUUUCUCCGUCUUUCCAUCCCCCAAGGUCUCGGACACUGUGGUCGAGCCCUACAAUGCGACCCUCUCCGUGCACCAGCUGGUGGAGAACGCGGAUGAGUGUAUGGUCUUGGACAACGAAGCUCUGUACGACAUUUGUUUUAGGACCCUCAAGCUCUCAACCCCCAGCUGUAAGGAUUCACUCUACGCCUUCUUCAAUUAUUUCUGCCCAAAUAUGUGCGCCUGAUCGUUCUGCUAUUUCCGCUGACAGUCGGCGACCUGAACCAUCUGAUCUCUGCGACGAUGUCCGGAGUCACUUGCUGCCUCAGGUUCCCGGGCCAGCUCAACUCUGAUCUCAGGAAACUGGCCGUCAACCUCAUCCCCUUCCCUCGGCUUCACUUCUUCAUGGUCGGCUUCGCUCCACUGACGUCGAGGGGGUCCCAGCAGUACCGAGCGCUUACCGUGCCGGAGCUCACCCAGCAGAUGUGGGACGCGAAAAACAUGAUGUGCGCCGCCGACCCCCGGCACGGGCGCUACCUUACCGCUUCUGCCAUGUUCCGUGGGAAGAUGAGCACCAAGGAAGUGGACGAGCAGAUGAUCAACGUUCAGAACAAGAACUCUUCCUACUUCGUGGAGUGGAUCCCCAAUAAUGUCAAGUCAACGGUGUGCGACAUCCCGCCGACGGGGCUGAAGAUGGCCGCCACCUUCAUUGGCAACUCCACCUCGAUCCAGGAGAUGUUCCACAGGGUCAGCGAGCAGUUCACGGCCAUGUUCCGGAGGAAGGCCUUCCUGCACUGGUACACGGGGGAGGGGAUGGACGAGAUGGAGUUCACGGAGGCGGAGAGCAACAUGAACGACCUGGUCUCGGAGUACCAGCAGUACCAGGAUGCCACAGCCGAUGAGGAGGAAGAGUACGAGGAAGAAGAGGAUCCCGAGGUCAACUGA
Spirodela intermedia is the source of this 1887-nucleotide messenger RNA. Lineage: Eukaryota; Viridiplantae; Streptophyta; Magnoliopsida; Alismatales; Araceae. The record is from the annotation of a GenBank genome assembly.